AUGCCGCUGGCUGUUCCUGUCCAGAAGCAAAAUUAUGCUGUGGCAAUACCAUCUCAGCUCUAUUACCCCUUCUCAGAGACAGUGUGCCUCCAACUCAGCAGAAAGGAAGCAGUCCCGAUCCAUGUGACAGUCCCUCCUCCUGUUGGAAACCCCGAUGAAGUGGCUUUUAUUGGGAUCACAGUCCUGGAAGCCAACUCAGAGUAUCAGAAGAAACAGAAAGUCCUAAUCAAGCACACAGACAAGAAGACUUUUAUCCAGACAGACAAACCUGUGUACAAACCUGGACAGAUUGUCAAGUUGCGAAUUGUAACCUUGGAUCAGAACUUUAUUGCCAGCAAUGAAAUGGACCCCAAAGGGAACCGAAUUGCACAGUGGCUGAAUGUUACACCUGUGGGUGGCAUUGUGGAUCUGUCCUUCCCUCUGGCUGCAGAAGCACCAGUUGGAGAGUACACCAUCAAAAUGCCUGACCGCACACAUACCUUCAGGGUAGAGGAGUAUGUGCUGCCCAAGUUCAGUGUCUCCAUCCAGAUGCCUCAGGUGGUCACCAUCUUGGAGGAGAACUUCCAUCUCCGUAUCUGUGGCAUGUACACAUACGGGAAACCAGUCCAAGGUAGUGUGAAGGCUGUGGUGUGCCGUAAACAUAUCCGCUAUAAUCGGAAGUCUUCCAAAGCCAAGCGCAGUAUUUGUAAGGAUUACACUGGCGAGACAAACGAGGAUGGCUGCUUUGCCACUGAGGUGAAUAUUAAGAUCUACCACCAGAAGCGUGAUGACAAUUAUGAUUUCAACCUGGAAGCUGUGGCUUUUCUGAAAGAAAGUGGAACAGGGGUGGAGUUCAACACCACUGAAAACUGCAAGGUCACUUUUGAUAUCACAACUCUCCAAUUCUGGGGGACAAGCUACUACUAUCAACAAGGAGCUCCCUACUAUGGAAAUCUGGAACUCAAAAGUGCCAAUGGGACACACCUGAAGAACAAGGAGGUGAUUCUUACAGUGUCCUAUGGUAGCAAGAAGCAGACCAAGACCUACUUAACGGAUGCCACUGGGAUGGCCUCUUUCACCUUAGAGACCCGCAGCUCUGUGAGGAUCCAGCCAGUGCAGGCAAUGCUGCCCUGCAGGGAUGUGCAGCAGGUCACUGUGCACUAUCGCAUCCUAGCCACGGAGCUGGGGGACGGGGCUGCCAGAGCAGACUUCUACCACCUGGUUUUGGCCAGAGGAUCCCUCGUACACCAUGGACAAACAACAGUACUUCUUGAUCCACCAUUAGGUCAGUAUAGUGGGGCUUUCAAUGUCACUCUGCCCAUUGACCUCAUUUCACCCAUGGCUACCCUCUUUGUUUACACUGCCUUCCCUGAGGGACAAGUGGCAGCUGACACCUUCGGUCUGAAAGUCUCCAAGUGCUUCAGGAACCAUGUGAAGCUUGGCUUCUCAGACACAGUGGCUCUCCCAGGAUCGGCUGUCCAUCUCCAUUUGCAGGCUGCACCAGGCUCCCUAUGUAGCAUCCGCGCUGUAGACCAGAGCGUACUUCUCCUGAGGCCAGAGGCUGAGUUAACCAGGGAUACUGUGUACCGUAUGUUCAGCUAUUCUCAGGAGCACCCCAGCACCCUCACAGACUCUUACAGUGAGUACUGUACUAUCCACAAGAGCCCAGGAAUCAUCGGUUCUCCUCAGACCACCCUUCCACCGGGAACAAUGUCACCAUUCAUGUACAACAGACUCUCUUAUGCAGUGUCCCAACCAGAUCCUUAUGAACUUCUGAAGAAUUCAGGUCUAACAUUUUUAACCAGCCUUAAAAUCAAGUCUCCCAUUGAGUGCCGCACCCAGACCACUUUCUACUACGACUACAUGUCUUAUGGCGAGCUGGCAGACUUGGACAACUUGGACCCAGAAACAGAUGCUGCUGUUGAACGUGCUGAGUCAGAGCACGUUGAGCUGGGUAGCGAGGCAGGGCCAGUACGUACCUGGUUUCCAGAGACAUUCAUCUGGACUCUGGUUCCCAUCAAUGAUUCAGGGGCUGCUGAGCUAGCUGUCACAGUACCUGACAGUAUCACAGACUGGAGAGCCAUGACCUUCUGCACCUCAGAGAGCCAUGGGCUGGGAAUCUCAGAGACCACCAGCCUGCGGAGCUUCAAGCCCUUCUUCGUGGAACCCACUUUGCCCUACUCUGUCUUCCGGGGAGAGUCAUUUCCCCUGAAAAUCAAAGUCUUCAGCUACCUGAAGCAGUGCAUGGUGCUCCAGCUUAGCCUAAUGGACACCAGGGAUUUUGAAUUUGUGCAUGCAAAUGUCAGGUUCACUAUUUGUCUGUGUCCUGAUUCAGCAAAAACAUUUUUCUGGGAUGUGAAGGCUACAAAAUUAGGGAAGGUGAAUUUCACUGUCACUGCUGAGGUGAUGGAGCAGGAAGAUGUUUGCACUGAGAGUGCAGCUGUUGUGCCAGAGUCUGGAGGGAAGGACACAGUGGUUAAACACCUGUUGGUGAAGGCAGAGGGGCUGCUGGAGGAAAAGACCCACACCUCACUCCUGUGCCCUAAAGGUAGGUAAACUUCAGCUUCAGAGACACUCACUUUCACUAUGCCAGAGAACACGGUCCUUGGGUCGGAGAGAGCCCACAUCUCUUUCUUAGGUGACAUUUUGGGGACAGCACUGGACAACAUAGAUGAGCUCCUCCAGAUGUCCAGUGGCUGUGGUGAGCAGAACAUGGUUCAUUUUGCCCCCAAUGUCUUUAUCACACGAUACCUUGAAGAAACAGGACAACUGACUCCAGAAAUCAAACAGAAGGCAAUUGGCUAUCUGGAAAGCGGCUAUCAGCAGCAGCUCCUGUACAAGCACACAGACGGCUCAUACAGUGCCUUUGGGGAAGGAAGUGAACCAGGGAAUACAUGGCUUACUGCCCUUGUCCUCAAGACCUUCAGCCAAGCCCGGGACUUCAUCCACAUAGAUGAGCAGAAUAUAAAGGAUGCUGCCAGUGCCCUGAUUAAAAGUCAGACUCCAUCUGGCUGCUUCAAGAGCGUGGGGAAGCUCUUCAACAAUGGUCUGAUGGACCCAGUUGUGUGGAAAGGUCUGAAAUGUAUAAAGGACCUGGUCAAUGCUGAUACUGGCAGUUCCAACCUCUACGGCCUGGCACUAGCUGCAAACGCCUUUGCAGUAGCAGGUGAUAAGGCCCUCAGGCAGAAAAUCCUCAAAAGAUUGGACGAGGCCGCCAUAAUAUCAGAUGACCAAAUAUUCUGGAGUCAACAGUCCAAACGGGAAGAAGACUCCAUAUAUUGGUAUCGGGCUCCAUCUGUUGAUGUGGAACUGACAUCUACUAUCCUCAUGGCUCACCUUUCAAAGUCAAGUUUGUCUUCAGAUGAAAUCAGAAAGGCAUCCCAGAUUGUGUCUUGGCUCACCAAUCAGCAAAACCCUUAUGGAGGCUUUGCUUCAACCCAGGACACAGUGGUUGCUCUGGAAGCCCUAGCCCUGUAUGCAACCAAGACCUUCAGCAAGGAUGGCCCUGAUCUUCAUGCUUCUCUCUCCUCUGAGGGUUUCCACCAAAACAUCCGAGUAGACAACACCAAUCGCCUCCUGCUGCAGACAGUGGAGCUGCCAGCUAUUCCCCGAGAUUAUACUGUGCGUGUGCAGGGUCAUGGGUGCCUCUUCCUGCAGGCCAUUCUGCGGUACCACAUCCCUCCACUGAGGAGCGACGUCACCUUUGCUGUAUCUGUGCAGACAGAGUGCACUGCACCCAACGCCACCCAGUUCCCUGUCACCAUUCAUGCUCGCUACACAGGGAACCGUGUGUCCACCAACAUGGUCCUGAUCCAAGUGGAGCUGCUGUCUGGAUACAGCCCUGUGGCAGGUUCACUGGAAGAGCUAAAGAAAAUGCCUUUAGUGAAGAAAGUUGAAAGCGAAGCUGACCGAGUCAUUCUCUACCUGGAGGAACUGACUAGACAGCCUCACACCUACACUUUGCUGGUGCAGCAGGACAUGCAAGUGAAGGAUCGUAAGCCAGCUAAUGUCAAGGUCUACGAUUACUACAUGCCAGAAGAAACUACAGUGAUGAGCUACCGUGCCCCGUGCGAGUGA
This is a messenger RNA of Pygoscelis adeliae (Adelie penguin), 4056 nucleotides long. Its product is annotated as alpha-2-macroglobulin-like protein 1. NCBI's taxonomy places the organism in Eukaryota, Metazoa, Chordata, Aves, Sphenisciformes, Spheniscidae. Gene Ontology annotation, molecular function: endopeptidase inhibitor activity. Gene Ontology annotation, cellular component: extracellular region. The transcript is spliced from 33 exons. The record is from RefSeq and is a predicted model, not a curated record.